UCUCCCCGUCAUCAUUCGGCCCUGUCCGUCAAUCCUCCACACGGCACAUAUCCUCCCUCGGCUCUCCCCGUCAGCAUUCGGCCCGUUCCGUCAAUCCUCGACGCUGCACACGUCCUCCCUCGACCCUCUCCUCCACCACUCGGCUCUCCCCGUCACCAUUCGGCCGGCUCCGUCAGUCCUCGACACUGCGCACGUCCUCCCUCGGCCCUCUCCGCCAGCUGUCGCUACUUUCCGACUUUCUGGGCUCUCGGCCUCGAUCCAAGGAUCUAGGGCCCCAACACCUGGAGACGGCGGGAUCCGCUUGUAUAUGAUGCGCCUCAGGAAGCCCCAGCAUAGUCUCGGGGUGAAGGUCUAUUCUGAGGAAGGGACAUCAAUGACCUUCACUGCUAACGUGAAUGACAGAGUGAAGAUCAAUGAACACGUCCGGGCUAAGACCAAGGUUCCCGUGCAAGACCAGGUCCUUCUGAUGGGCUCCAAGACUCUAAAGCCCCAGAGGAAGCUGUCAUCUUACGGCAUUGACAAGGAGACGACCAUCCACCUCACUCUGAAGGUGGUGAAGCCCAGUGAUGAGGAGCUGCCCUUGUUUCUGGUGGAGUCAGGUGAUGAGGGGCAGAGGCACCUCCUCCAGGUGCGAAGGUCCAGCUCAGUGGCCCAGGUGAAACAGAUGAUAGAGACCAAGACUGCUAUCAUGCCUGAGAAACAGAUUGUGACUUGCAACGGCAAGAGGCUGGAAGAUGGGAAGACCAUGGCAGAUUAUGGCAUCAGAGGGGGCAAUUUACUCUUCCUGACAGACUACUUCAUUGGGGGGUGAGCCUGCCAGGAAUGGGUGAUAUUAGGAGCAAAAGAGCUUACUGUUAGCUCUUAAUCCACCCACAUCCUUUGAUGAUUUCCCCAAAUUAACGAGAAAGAUAAAUAGAGAAAAUUAGGGGUGAAGUGGGGAGGAAGACUGCAGAGAACUUUCUAACUCCAUGAUUUUUUGAUCUAACAUAAUUGAUUAGGUGGCUGCAUUGUGUAUAUUACUGAAAACAGAAAAUAACAUUUUAAGGCACAGGAGAGAUAGCAUCAAAGCCAGCUUGCAAUUUAAUCCUUUCCUGGUUCCCUCUGAUUUUUAGAAAAAUUCCUAUUUCUUCUUCUGUCCAACAAGAUAGCAAGUUUUACAUUGGCAUCCAUGUUCCCCUAAUUUCUGUGUUUAC
Molecule: messenger RNA, 1193 nt
Organism: Leptonychotes weddellii (Weddell seal)
Lineage: Eukaryota; Metazoa; Chordata; Mammalia; Carnivora; Phocidae
Source: RefSeq, a predicted model, not a curated record